This is a messenger RNA of Ilex paraguariensis (yerba mate), 2616 nucleotides long. NCBI's taxonomy places the organism in Eukaryota, Viridiplantae, Streptophyta, Magnoliopsida, Aquifoliales, Aquifoliaceae. The record is from the annotation of a GenBank genome assembly.
AUGGGCGGUAAGCUUUUUCUGCUGAUACUGCCAAAUUUGAUUCAAGCUGUAGAAGAUAUUAGUAGCGACUGUAAAUUAGUCAUCAUUAUUUGUGUUGCACAGAAUUCAAUUGGAGGAAUCUCACACCUGUCCGGAGAUCAUGUGAAUGAGCCAUUUAUAGGAGAAGAUGGAGUCUCUGGCGUACUUCUACAUCACAAGACUGCAAAAGACAACCCUCCUGUUACUUACGCAAUAGCUGCAUGCGAAACUCAAAAUGUGAAUGUUACCGUUUUGCCCUGUUUUGGCCUGACUGAAGGCAGCUGCGUUACUGCAAAACAUAUGUGGGCUAAAAUGGAGCAGGAUGGACACUUUGACCGGGAGAAUUUCAGUACUGGACCAAGCAUGCCGUCAUCACCUGGAGAGGCACAUUGUGCUGCAGUUUCUGCUUCCACAUGGGUUGAACCACAUGGAAGGUGCACCGUUGCAUUUGCACUUGCAUGGUCAUCCCCGAAAGUAAAGUUUUUGAAGGGCAAAUCAUAUCAUAGGAGGUACACUAGGUACUAUGGCACAUCCGAAAGGGCUGCUCAAGACUUGGUGCAUGAUGCACUAACAAGUUAUAAGCGGUGGGAAGAAGAGAUUGAGAAAUGGCAAAGUCCUAUCCUCAGUGACAACAGGCUACCAGAGUGGUACAAAUUUACAUUGUUUAAUGAGCUGUAUUUUUUGGUUGCUGGUGGGACAGUGUGGAUUGACUCUCCCUUACCAGCUGCAGACAUGAGGAGUGUUCGGCAUCAACCAACAGUAGUGGAGAACAAAGAUUCCAAAGUAUCUGAAGCGGAAAUAAAUGGAAGACAGAGUGCACUUGUUACGCAGGCAUCGAAUUGUGGUAAUAUUGCCGAUGGUGGUAUAGAAUGUGGGGAUGAAGCAAGUAUGAUGAGAGAUUCUGGUGAAGACAAAUCAAUGAUUCCCCAGAGAAAAGACAGCAAUUGUUUUGCAAAUCCUUGUAAGUUGUCAGACUCACAUGUUGAUAGUGGGGAUGUAGGUAGGUUUCUAUAUUUGGAAGGGGUGGAAUAUAUUAUGUGGUGUACAUAUGAUGUGCACUUCUAUGCAUCUUUUGCCCUUCUUGAGCUGUUUCCCAAAAUUGAACUCAGUAUUCAGCGGGAAUUUGCAAAAGCUGUCUUAUGUGAGGAUGGGAGAAAAGUGAAGUUCCUGGCAGAGGGAAAUUGUGGGAUCCGUAAGGUUAAGGGUGCUGUUCCUCAUGAUCUCGGAACUCAUGACCCAUGGCAUGAAAUGAAUGCAUAUAACAUACACGAUACCAGUAGAUGGAAGGAUCUUAACCCAAAGUUUGUGCUUCAAGUGUAUAGAGAUUUUGCUGCAACUGGAGAUUUCUCAUUUGGAGCCGAUGUGUGGCCUUCUGUUUGUGCUGCAAUUGAGUACAUGGAACAAUUUGAUAGGGACAAUGAUUGUCUUAUUGAGAAUGAUGGAUUUCCGGAUCAAACAUAUGACGCUUGGACAGUUCAUGGCGUAAGUGCUUAUUGCGGUUGCUUAUGGCUUGCUGCACUUCAAGCUGCAGCAGCAAUGGCCCUUCAACUGGGUGACCAGGCCUUCGCUGAAAGAUGCAAAGGCAAAUUUAUAAAGGCCAAAUCAGCAUUUGAAUCAAAACUAUGGAAUGGUUCUUAUUUUAACUAUGACUGUGGGUCAAGCAGCAACAGCAAAUCAAUCCAAGCUGAUCAACUAGCAGGACAGUGGUAUACAGCAUCUUCAGGCUUGCCUGAUCUUUUUGAUGAUAUCAAAAUCAGAAGUGCCCUUCAAAAAAUCUAUGAUUUUAAUGUUAUGAAAGUUAGAGGAGGUAGGAUGGGUGCUGCCAAUGGAGUGCAUCCCAAUGGAAAGUUGGAUGAGACUUGCAUGCAGUCUCGUGAAAUUUGGACUGGAGUCACCUAUGCUGCUGCUGCUACCAUGAUCCUUGCUGGGAUGGAGGAGCAGGCUUUCAAUACAGCUGAGGGUAUAUUCAUUGCAGGCUGGUCAGAGGAAGGAUAUGGAUACGCAUUCCAAACCCCAGAGGGAUGGACAGUUGACGGGCACUUCCGGUCUCUGAUAUAUAUGAGGCCACUUGCAAUUUGGAGCAUGCAGUAUGCCUUAUCCUUGCCAAAGGCUAUUCUUGACGCCCCUAAGACUAACAUAAUGGACAGAAUCCACGUAUCUCCUCUUAGUGCAAGAUCUUCCCACAACGAGACCGGUGUGAGAAAGGUUGCAAAUAAAACAAAAUGCUUCGGCAAUCCCGUGUUUCACUGUGCUUGCUGACUACCCAUUUGUAAGUUUUAAUUUCUGUUACACUUUCGUUCAUUAAAUCUUUGUUUGCUUCCCUUAAACUGCCUUGGUGGAAGAAAAACCGAGGUAGAUUUAGGGAAGCCUUGAUUUCACAAAAGGGCAAUAAAAAUCUGGGCUGUAACUUGGAAGUUCGAAGUCACAUUUAAUCUAAUUCGAAUGGAAUUUUUUGCACACUAUCUCCUUUCAGAGUUUAGUAAUUGUUUUGUUUCCUGUUUAUAGCCCAAUGUUUGAGUUUGUGUGCAUCAGAUUAGUGCUCAAAGGGGACUUGCAAAACAAUUUGUAUGGUUUGUUAUUUUUUGUAUUUUUUGGCGC